Molecule: messenger RNA, 1103 nt
Organism: Saccostrea echinata
Lineage: Eukaryota; Metazoa; Mollusca; Bivalvia; Ostreida; Ostreidae
Product: protein FAM167A-like
Exons: 2
Coding region: 439-1080 (213 amino acids)
Source: RefSeq, a predicted model, not a curated record
GAUAACUCUUCGCGAUCAGAAGUCAGAAAUAGUCUUAGACGCGAGGAAACAAACAUGUGUUCAAUUGAGCAUUACUGUAAUUAACAACGGUCUCAGCUUACAGCGCAGUACUCACAGGGAAUCUCUCCUUGAAAUGAAUAUAUUUAAGUAAACGCUUUGAACUUUUAAAAGAUAGGAACCACUUGAAUUCAUAAGGAACAGAGAUCUUGCACCACGCACAUUGUAAUCGUGGGUGAACGAUAACAAGUCGGGAUUGCUUUUUAUGCUGAUGAGUCAAUUAAGACGAUGGAUAAGAAAAUGAUACAAACGGAUAACGUUCUGUUUAUCUAAAAACAUUACAAUUUCUUGUGUCAAUCAGGAAAGAUAUAACCGGAACUAUGUCGGAAAAUCAGAAAGGUGCUCCUGUAUGAAGUAAAAUACAUCAAAACUGCGAAGGACAUGAAACCUGUAUCACGACAACCAGGUCUAAAUGUGAUUAAAGAAGGAGUAUCCGAAAAUUCCGACUGUAAUCCUGACCAUGAGGAGGAAAAGCCUGUACCCCCGGGCUCCCCAUCUGACCUCGUCCGAUUACGCGCCACAGCUUCAAGGUUACGACUCCAGACCAAGAGACAGAGUUACAUCAACUGGAAAACGAAUCAUUAUGACAACUUUUUCAAACAGAGGAACAGGAAGGCUGUUUUAUGUGAGAAUGCGUUAAAGAACUGGACAGAGGAAUGUCGGACUACGAAACCACAAAGGAAAGGAUUCCCUGCUGGCCAGGUGGACUGUGAAGGGAAAACGAUGACAAUUGAUCAGGCUUUGAACUGGAUUCGACAAGAGCUGAAGGCCAUGAGACUGGUAGAUCAGGCUCUCGCCAGACAGCUACUGACCCUCCGCCACGAGAUACAGGACAUCCGGUUAAGGUGGAGCUGUGAAGAUCACAGAAGUCUGGUGGAGGACAUGCAGAUAGAACUGGAGGAACUCCAGUAUCUAGGGGAGAUAAUCGACAUUCCUGUCCACCUCAUGGAGUUCCACAAUCCCCUCAAACACUGGGGUGUGACUAAACUCAAUCUUCACAAUAAACGCUUCUCUACUUGUUAAAAAUUUAAAUGUUAAUAUUUAAA